UGGACUGAUAUUCCUAUCUAACGGAUUACAUUUUGCUUCUUUAUCCGUAGAAAUAUUCUUCAAGGUAUGGUGACUAUGUCAACCCUAUGCGAGCUUCAGGCCUGGCUCAUAUACCACUGGAUACCAAAGGACAACAUCCACUUCAUGUCAGAGAACUUCAAGUCUCGAGAUGUUGGGCUCAGAGCUCAGAAGAAAAUCUUGAGCAGAAUGGCGAAUAAAAGUGUGGCAAAAAUGUUCAUCGACGAUACCACAGCGAGCUUGUUAGACAACCUUUACAAAUUGGCGAAAACAUAUACCGAUAACAAGAAGGAGUCCGAAAAGCUAAUCAAGAACAUCAUAAAGAUAGUUAUCAAAAUCGGUGUGCUCUACAGAAAUGGCCAGUUCAGCCAGGAGGAGCUGCGGUUUGCCGACAAAUUCAAAAAUAAGUUCCAUGCAGCAGCGAUGGCCGUCAUGAGCUUCAACGAAGUAGACUUCUCUUACGACCGCCACUACCUCAAGACAGCUCUUCAAGAGUCGCACCAGGCCAUAAGGCAGCUUGUGGAGAGGCACCUCACUGAGAAAUCUCUUGUUAGAAUCGAUUCAGUGUUUAAUUUCUUCUCUGAUCCUGAAUUCCUAGACGCCGUCUUCAAGCCCAAUUCGGAAUACAAGGAUAUUUUAGACAGGCUUGUUUCUGAUAUGAACAAAGCUAUGGACGAAGGAGAGAUGUAGAAAAAAAAAUUGUUUUAAAUUUGACCAAACAUUUUUGCACAAGCAGUCAUUCAACAUUUUCAUACCAAAGAAAGGAAAAUACUGCUUCUUAUACAGUAUGGAUGAGUCAUUUUUAUGCUUAUUGUUGUUAGAAUAUUGUUGUUAGAUUGAAGAGUGAUAUAACUUAAUAUAUUAUAUGUUUACGUACCAUGUAAUCGCUAGUUGUGUGUCUGUGGUGUUGAAUAUUGUUCAAUGUUUUUUAAUGUUAACACCCAUGUUAUAUUAUAUAUUAUGUUGCGGUAUAUAUAUAUAUAUUUUUUUUUUCCAAUUUGAUCUGUAUUGGAAAAUAGAAUAGUUUCAAUUUAUAUCACAUUGAAUUUAAAUUUUGCUGUUUUACACGGUACUAUUUAUUAAUACUACAUUAAUUGGAAUAAUUAACACUUUAGAAAAUAAUUUCUUUGUUAGCAAUAAUUUUUAUAAUAUAUCCAGAGACAAGUAAUAUUUUGAGGCAGUCUUUGGUUUUCAUUUCUGUGUUUAAGGGGUGAAUAAUUUUUUUUUUUUUUUGUUGGCCGGUUAUACAAGUUUUAAUAAAUGUUUUUUAUUACAGUCUUAAAUUUGUCUCAUAUAACUAGACUCUAUUAUUUUUUGGGAAUGGUAACAGUCUUAACCAUAAAUGUACAGAAUAUAUUGCCUAUAACUUUUUGCUUAAAUCUUCUGAACAAGAAUAAUUUUUUAUUAUUCUUGAUUACAAAACACACAAUUAUUAGUUAAUUUAUUAAUGUUAAACUUGAAACAUUUAUUUAAAAAAAACAGAAAAUAUACAAAGUGUCUUUUUGAUAAAUCACACUGCAUAGGAAGGAUUUUUCAAAUAUAAUUUCUUGAAGGUAUAUAAAAAAAUUAUAUCUUCCUUCUAGGAUAAAUUUUUUAUUACUCAUAUUUUCAACCUGCUUACAUAUUCAGCGUUCUAGAACUCUGUCCCAUCUU
Molecule: messenger RNA, 1671 nt
Organism: Nezara viridula (southern green stink bug)
Lineage: Eukaryota; Metazoa; Arthropoda; Insecta; Hemiptera; Pentatomidae
Source: the annotation of a GenBank genome assembly